Physcomitrium patens is the source of this 2666-nucleotide messenger RNA. Its product is annotated as CDK5RAP1-like protein. NCBI's taxonomy places the organism in Eukaryota, Viridiplantae, Streptophyta, Bryopsida, Funariales, Funariaceae. The record is from RefSeq and is a predicted model, not a curated record. Gene Ontology annotation, biological process: negative regulation of cyclin-dependent protein serine/threonine kinase activity; tRNA modification. Gene Ontology annotation, cellular component: cytosol; mitochondrion. Gene Ontology annotation, molecular function: tRNA-2-methylthio-N(6)-dimethylallyladenosine(37) synthase activity; 4 iron, 4 sulfur cluster binding.
GUUUUAGGGUUUAAGGGCCUUAUGCCACCUCCAUCCGAAUUUAGCCUCUGUUUCCAAGCAGACGGUCUUUUCUCCCAUUUCCUCACUUUUCCCUUCGAUCUCUGGACUUAAUGAGGGUUGAAUUCUAGCCUGCACUAGCGCCUCGCACUAAAAUUUCAGUCUCCCAGCCGCAGGAGGGGGAGGUGAGGUGAAAGAUGAAGCUCUUGCGGCUGAACAAAGCGCCAGCCGCUAUCGUGUCGGAGCUUACGACGAUGGCGCCUAUGAAAUACAAGAUCUGUUAUUUUUUGAAUUGGAAUGAUGUGGGAUAUAACGUGGUCGCAUCCAAGAGAGUGUUUUCUACGCUGCGGAGAGUGAGCCAAGAUUACCAGGGGUUGUUGUUGCCGAGGCAUGGAAACAGACUCACGACGUCUCGUUCUUUGCCGUCUUCUUCGUUUCAAUCGUCCCAAUUCUCAACGUCUCAUUUGCCGGCCCAGAAAGGUAAAAAGAAGCUGGCGGUUCCAAGAGCUGCAGGAACAAGUUUACAAGAUCUCUUCAAGCAAGACUUACAGUCGUCCUCACCGUUCAAUGUUGACCCAUCGGCGACAGUUGUGCCUUACCUGGAGGACUCAUCCCGAAGGGUGGACGGUGGGAAGUUGUACGUGGAGACUUAUGGGUGCCAGAUGAACGUGAAUGAUAUGGAAAUAGUGCUCGCUAUUAUGAAAGACUCAGGAUAUACAGAGAUUGUUCAAACACCUGAAGAGUCGGACAUUAUCUUUAUCAAUACGUGUGCAAUCAGAGAGAACGCCGAACAUAAAAUCUGGCACCGGCUCAAUUACUUCAAGCACUUGAAAUCCCGGUGGAAUCGUGAUCCUGCUACAAGUGCUACCCGUCCAGCCAAGCCUCCCAAGGUUGCAGUGCUGGGCUGCAUGGCUGAACGUUUGAAGGAGAAACUGAUCGUUGCUGACAAAAUGGUGGACGUAGUUUGUGGGCCUGACGCUUACAGGGAUCUUCCUCGCCUUCUCUCUCUUGUCGAUGAAGGUCAAACUGGUAUCAACACUCUGUUGUCUCUCGAAGAAACGUACGCAGACGUCUCACCGGUGCGAAUUGCAAAGAAUUCUGUGACUGCUUUCGUAUCAGUCAUGCGCGGCUGCAACAAUAUGUGCUCAUUCUGCAUCGUACCUUUCACACGAGGCAGGGAGCGUUCACGUCCUGUUAGUUCAAUUGCACGGGAGGUAGGCGAGCUCUGGGAGCAGGGUGUAAAGGAAGUGAUAUUGCUUGGUCAAAAUGUUAAUAGUUACAACGACACUAGCGAAAUAGAUGGAGGAGAUGAAAAUGGUAGCUUGUUAUCGCUUAGCACUUUAGGAGUAGAAGAGGGGAAAGAAAGCCAGCUCCCUCCCAUUAUGGAGUCCAGCUUCGGAGACAAGAAAGCCAAGUACAUGUCAACUCUGAGCCCUGGGUUUUCUACCAUUUACAAAACCAAGGAACUUGGAUUGAGUUUCGCACACCUUCUUGACGUCCUGUCAUCUCAAUAUCCAGAAAUGAGAUUUCGGUUCACAUCCCCACAUCCCAAGGACUUUCCUGAUGAUUUACUGUUUCUGAUGCGGGAUCGACCCAACAUCUGUAACAUGGUUCACCUUCCAGCACAAAGUGGAAGCACCAGAGUGUUGGAGAGAAUGAGACGUGGAUAUACAAGAGAAGCCUAUUUGGCUUGCGUUGACAGGAUACGGAUGAUCAUUCCUGAUGUGAGCAUAAGCAGCGACUUCAUUUCUGGCUUCUGCGGGGAGACUGAGGAAGAUCAUCAGGAUACUCUUAAAUUGGUAGCUGAAGUGGGUUACGACAUGGCCUAUAUGUUCGCUUACAGUAUGAGAGAAAAGACUCACGCUCACCGGAAUUAUGAGGAUGAUGUACCUGAGCCUGUCAAGAACAGACGACUUGCAGAAAUGAUAACCACUUUUCGGGAAACAACUCUGCCAAGGUUCACAUCCCAGUUACAGACAAUGCAGCUAGUGCUCGUAGAAGGUCCUAACAAGCGAGCUCCAGAAACUGAACUGGUUGGGAAGAGUGACAAGGGGCAUAGAGUCAUUUUUCCUAAAGUGCCUGUCAUGGAUGGACUCUCUGCAGCCGAGGUCUCUGAAGAGGGCUGUAAUCCGUUCGACAGGAAAGCUUGCCAGGAGAUGGUGGACUUGAAGCCUGGAGAUUUUGUCGAAGUGUAUAUUACCGAGACAACUCAUGCCUCACUUCGAGGAGAACCUUUGUUGAGGACUAGCAUUACACAAUUUCAUGAAAAAUAUAGUUAGAGUAUAGUAUCAACUUGCAGCAAGUUUCUUCAAGGAUCUGACUGUAUGGUUGGUGUUUUGCUGGAGAGGUUUGCAAUAUCUCAUUCUUUAUCGAGGCAAGAUGGGUUGUCGAUUCUAUUGUUUACAAUAAUUUUGUCCUCUUAUUUAUGGGUGUCAAAACAUUCUGGUGAGAAUGCAGGGAGUGACUGGUCAGUGAUCCCGAGAAUUAGUCCUCUUAACUACAGAGAGCUUGACACUUUGCUUCCUCUGUCUAGUUCUUGUACUUUUUCAGUUUUUAAAGUAUGUAUAGAUAAGAAAGGAAAGACAUGGAUGUCAUUGAUUUUUUACAUACAAACUCCCUGAAAGGAAAAGAGACCAGGGUGAGUAGCAACAUCUGUACUGAGAAACGUU